GAUUGGUUAAAAGUUAUGUCAGCAACAAUCCUGGGCUGUGAUUGGAUACUAAGGAAACCGCCUACGAGAGUUUUCUUUCCGGGUCUUCGCCAUGGCGUGCUGCUGAACAACAUGUGAAUUGGGCUCAACUCUCGAACAUUUAAUUCUUAAUACAGUAUCAAACAUGGCAUCAAUGGAGGAGGACUUCCCCAGAGGAGGAUCAGUAAAGAAGAGCUCUGAGAGCAAAAUAAAAGUACAACGGACCCCAGUCGACAACCUGUUCCAGUCAAAUGAAGAGACGGGAACAAAGAAAAGAAAGGGAUUGGUCAAAGAUGGUGUCAAGAAAACCAAGAAACAGAAGAUGGAGAAUGGAAAUGAACCUUUGACACUCAAUGCUGAGGCCAAGUGUGUAGAAAUUCUGCACAUUAAGAAUUUGAAGGAGGGAAUGCUGAUGCUAGGCUGUGUGAAAGAGGUGUCAGACUUUGAGGUGAGCAUCAGUCUGCCCUGUAGUCUUCAAGGCUUCCUCAGCAUCAAGAACAUCAGUGACUCGUACACCAAGCUGCUGAGUGAACAGCUGGAUUCAGAAGACACAGAGGAGAUCUUUUCUUUGCCUCACCUCUUCCACCCUGGUAUGGUGCUGAGAUGUGUGAUCGCUAAGCUGGACACAGCCAAAGGUGGAACUAUCAGCAUUCAGCUGUCAAUUAAUCCAAAACUGGUCAACAAAGCUCUCGGCUCCAAAUCUCUGAAAGCUGGCAUGGUCUUGAGUGGAUGUGUGGAGAGUGUGGAGGAUCACGGCUGCAUUGUUGACAUUGGUAUCAGUGAAUCUAAAGCCUUUCUGUCCAUGAAAGAAAUAAAAGAGAAAUACAGCAGUUUGGAAGACCUCAAAGUGGGUCAGUAUCUGCUUUGCAAAGUGGAAGAAGUGAAGAACGAAGGGCGAGUGGUCAAACUUUCUGCACCUCCCUCUGUGGCCAAAAGCUGUGUUGAAUCCAGUCAGGGCUGGAACCUCACUAACCUGCUGCCUGGUCUUCUGGUCAAAGCUUCCAUCAAAAAGGUGACGAAACAUGGACUGAUCCUGGAUUUUCUGUCUUCCUUCACCGGCCAAGUGGACUUCCUUCACCUAGAACCCAGCCAGAUGGAAAGCUACAAGGAGGGAACAGAGGUGCGAGCUUGUGUUCUCUACCUGGAGCCACUCACACGUCUGGUUGGUUUGAGUCUGCGAAGCUACCUCCUUCAGCCCGAGCAGAAGGUGGCACCAGUGCCUGCUGGUGGUGAACGCAUUGGUGAGGUGGUGAAGGACUGUAAGAUGAUCGCCAUGCACCACAUGUCUGGAGCGCUGCUGGAACUGCCGGGCAAAAUCCCUGCGUUUGUGCAUAGGAACCAUCUGAAAGAGUUGCAUGAACCAGCCAACGAGAACAAAUUGCAGGCAAUGUCUGAGCACACCUGCAGGAUCCUGGACUUCAGUCUCAUGGACCAGAUCCACUUUGUGAGUCUGCGCAAGAGUAUCAUUGAAAAACCUUUUUUCAGAUAUCAUGACAUCAAGGCUGGUCAAGUUGUAGAGGGUAAGGUGUCGGUCCUGUUGAAUCACGGGAUGGUGGUGCAUCUCACUGACCACAUCAGCGGUCUAGUUCCUCGAAACCAUCUCUCUGACAUCGUCCUCAAAAACCCAGAAAAGAAGUACAUGGAGGGCAUGAAAGUCAAAUGUCGGGUGUUGUCUGUAGACGCCGAGAAUAAAAAGUUGUCCCUGACCAGAAAGAAGGCGCUGAUUGAAAGCUCCCUGCCGUUGUUCCUCAGCUAUGACGACGCACGUCCUGGACGCAUCUCCCACGGUUACAUUGUGUGCAUCAAAGAUUUUGGUUGUAUCGUUCGUUUCUACAACAACGUCAAAGGCCUGGUGCCGCUCAAAGAGCUGAGCUCUCAGCCCGUCAUCAGUCCUGAGAGUGUCUUCUAUGUGGGUCAGGUUUUGAAGACAAAAGUUCUAAAGUGUGACCCGGAGAAGAUGAAGAUGAUGCUGUCCUUCAAAGCUGCAGUAGAGGGCGUCACCGAGGCGAAUGUCAAACCUCCUGUUGAGUGUGAGGUGGGAAAACGGCUGGAGGCCAAGGUGACCAAAAAGUUGAUCACCGGACUGGAGGUGGCAAUUCUGCCUGAUGAGUCAACCGCCAUUUUAUCCACCAUGCACCUCUCUGACCACCCAUCCAACUGCCCUCUGCUUUGGGAGAGUCUGCAGGAAGGGGACAGUGUCUCCAACCUCAUCUGUUUCAACAACAGGCACCAGCACAUUUAUCUCACCAAAAAGCCGACUGUGACAUGGAGCUUGGAGGAGGGAGUGGUUGCCAAGGACUUCUCAGAAAUCACAGUAGGGAUGCAGCUGAUUGGCUGGGUCAAGAACAUUAUGUCCUAUGGCGUUUUCGUGGAGUUUCCUUACGGCCUGGUUGGUCUCGCUCCAAAGUCGGCCAUGAGUGACAAGUUCAUCAGCGACACCUCAGUCACCUUCCAGCUGGGCCAGACCGUCUUUGCCAAAGUGACCAACCUGGAUGAGGAGAAGCGACGGUUCUUGGUCACGCUGAAGAUUUCUGAAGUUCUUCCUCCAGAGAGCAACACCCAGACCAGACUCAUCAAUGGAGUCCAGGAGGGAAGAGCUGUAGCUGAAAUGUUGGCCACGAGAGGUAACAGUGAACUUCGGCAGCAGCUGGCGGACCUGAGUGUGGGUCAGAAGCUGAAGCUGACUGUGGACACUGUGGAUGUCAGCGGGGCAACGUUCAAGUCCGAUUCCAUCGGUGCCACCCUAUUGGCCAACAGCACCCACAUGACAGGUGUGAACCUGACCCCGGGACAAAAGGUUAGUGCAGUCGUCCUUCAUGUGGACAUUCUGGCUACAACCGUCCAUGUGUCCGUCCAGCCCAAACUGGUGUCUAAGAAGAAAAUGUUGAAUGAAGGAUCAAAAUAUUCAGCGACGGUGCAGCACAUCAACAAAGACUUUGCCGUGAUCUCACUGGACGACACAGCACAGCUGACUGUGAUCCAGACCAGCAGACACCUGAAUGAAGUCUUCACCUCAGAGAGCCAGAAGCUCAAGGUGGGAACGCUUUUGGACGUGGAGGUCAUAGAAUCCAGCUGUCAGGAACUACAAGGGCUCCCUCUAGUUGCGUGGAAAAGCACCGCACCAAAAAGGGAGCGCACUACCUCUGAAAACCAGUCCAGAACCAAGGGUCACCUCUUUGGAGACAUUGUGCAGUGCACUGUGAAGACGGUGAAACCGACGUACAUUCAAGUCACACUGAAGGACGGCGGCACGGGAAACGUGCACGUGUCGGAGGUGAUGGAAACGGUGUGUUCUGGAACAUUCCCCACGUCGACGGUGAAGGCAGGCGAUGUACUCACUGCCAAGGUCAUCGGAGGACGAGAGGCCACCAAUAACAGAUUCCUGCCUUUUUCCCAUCCGAAAUUUACCUACACCAUUCCAGAGCUCACCCUCAUAUCCAGUAAGUUGAAAGCAGGCAGUGACUUUAAAAGAGUUACAACAAAGGAGAGACUGAAUAGCUACAAGGUCGGGGACGAAAUCACAUGCUUUGUAUCAAAGUUCAAUUCUGAGAAGAAGUCUUUGGAAGUCACCACUGACCCCUGUUUGACCGGAACUGUUGAAUUUCUUGCCAUGAUUACUGACCCUAAAUCUGCCAAACAUCCAGAGAGACUGUACAAACUGGGCCAAGCCGUCCGGGCCACGGUGGUGGAAACUUGCUCCAAACCUUAUCGCUUUGUGCUGUCACUGACAGGUGUCCAUAAACUGGAGGAAGGCACGGUCACUUUGGGCAUGGUGACCAACAUUCUGCCACAGGUUGGCCUCAUGAUCAAGCUUCCAUUCGGAGACAUGGGGACUGUAGCUGUCACUGACCUGGCUGACGCCUACAAACCAAAACCACUCAACGGAUACAGCAAGGAUCAGCUGAUCAGGUGUUUCCUUCUGAAGAAAGAAAAAGGGAAGUGGAAUUUGUCUCUACGCCCUUCAAGACUGGACCCUCAGCAGACCAGGGCAGUGAAGGAUUCCGAGGUUUUGUCAUUGGAUGACCUGAAGGCUGGUCAGCUCAUCAGAGGCUACGUCAAGUCUGUGGGUGAACAGGGCGUCUUCAUCAGGUUGUCACAUAACAUAACAGGACGAGCUCAGCUACAGCAGUCCACCAAGUACUUUGUGAAUGACGACAAGGUCCUGGCCAAGCACCUGCCUCCCAACACUCUGCUCACCACGAACAUCGUCAGUAUUGACACAGAGGAGGAGUUUGUCAACCUCUCCCUGCUCCCUGAGGACACUGGGAAGGCGGACGUCCUCCCAGAAUCCCUUGGUUUGCCACUUCGACUGGUUGGAGAGGAAAAGAAGAAACACGACACUGAGAAGGAGAAGAAGAAGAAGAAGAAACGCACACUAUCUGAGAGUCAGCAGGAACAAAAUGAGUCUCUGGUUCCAAAGAAAAAGACCAAGAAAUCUAAGGCUGAAGACAGUGACAGUGGGGUUGAGGUUUACUUCAGAGAGCAGGAGGAGGAUAACCAGGCUGAAGACUCUACAAAGGAAACACCCAGCGCUGCAGGUCCAUCUAGACUGAAGGUGACAUCAGGUUUCUCGUGGGACGUGGGACUUAGUUCUCUUGAACCAGCUCAUGCAGCUCAGGAUGAAGACUCGAGUGAAGGAGAAGACCAAGAAGGAAGCAGCAAGCCACAGAAGAAGACUCGUCAUGAGCUGGAGCAGGAGAAAAAAGCAGCAGAGAAGGCACUGGUGCAGCGAGAAGCGCAACUCAUGGAUCCGAACCUUCGCCCAGAAGACGUAGCCUCCUUUGAGCGCCUCAUCCUGGCCUCUCCCAACAGUUCUCUGCUUUGGCUGCAGUACAUGGCUCAUCAUCUGCAGGCCACGCAGAUCGAACAGUCCCGAGCUGUGGCCGAGAGGGCUCUGAAAACCAUUUCCUUCAGAGAAGCCAAGGAGAAGCUGAACGUGUGGGUGGCUCUGUUAAACCUGGAGAACAUGUAUGGAACUGCGGAGACGCUGAAGAAUGUGUUUGACCGAGCGCUGCAGUUCUGUGAGCCCAUGCCCGUCUACCAGCAGCUGGCUGACAUCUACGCCAAGUCCGACAAAAUAAAAGAGGCGGACAGUUUGUAUAAGACCAUGGUCAAGCGUUUCCGUCAGAACAAGGCGGUGUGGCUCAGCUACGGCUCCUUCCUGCUGCAGCAGGGCCACAGCGAUGCCGCCACCACUCUCCUGGAGAGGGCGCUGUCGAGUUUACCCUCCAAAGAAAGCGUUGACGUCAUCGCUAAAUUUGCUCAGCUAGAGUUCCGUUACGGUGACAUGGAGAAAGGUCGUGCCAUGUUUGACAAAGUUCUUACCAGCUAUCCCAAACGCACAGAUCUGUGGUCCGUAUUCAUCGACCUGAUGGUCAAGCAUGGAUCUCAAGGUAUGGUUCCUUACCCGUCGCUCUUUGAUCGUGUCAUCCACCUGAGCCUGUCGGUGAAGAAGAUCAAGUUCUUCUUCAAACGUUACCUGGAGUACGAAAAGAAGCACGGCACCGAGCAGAGCGUCCAGGCCGUUAAAGAGAAGGCCAUGGAGUUUGUGGAGGCUAAAGGUCACGAGGGUGAAAACUGAGGCCAGGAAUCACAGACGAGGAAGAGUUAGCGCUGAUGCCAUCAGAACAUCACGUGUGUGUGUGCAUACCAGCUCUAGCCAUUUUGGUGCCCUGGGCUAGAUUAUGGUCUGGCGCCCCCUAUAUGGCCAAGGUUUUUUUUUUUUCCUUUAAGGGGUUACAGCAUUGCCCAUUCAGCAGAUGGCGCCCCAGGUCACUGCCUAUAUGGCCUAUGCCAAGCCCUGGCUCUGUGUGUGUUACCUUGAACAAAUGUUUCUAUGUAAAUGAGAAUUAGCUAAAGAAAAAAAA
Messenger RNA from Cynoglossus semilaevis (tongue sole), 5885 nucleotides. RefSeq names its product programmed cell death 11 (gene pdcd11). Bases 164 to 5599 code for a protein of 1811 amino acids. Gene Ontology annotation, cellular component: nucleolus; small-subunit processome. NCBI's taxonomy places the organism in Eukaryota, Metazoa, Chordata, Actinopteri, Pleuronectiformes, Cynoglossidae. The transcript has 36 exons. The record is from RefSeq and is a predicted model, not a curated record. Gene Ontology annotation, molecular function: RNA binding; protein binding. Gene Ontology annotation, biological process: rRNA processing.